Phaedon cochleariae (mustard beetle) is the source of this 791-nucleotide messenger RNA. The record is from the annotation of a GenBank genome assembly. Lineage: Eukaryota; Metazoa; Arthropoda; Insecta; Coleoptera; Chrysomelidae.
UUCAAUGUCAUUGUCAUUUUGAUAUUUCAGGUCAGUCAGUAUUUUGUGAAAUAUUGCAUAGGGAAGGAAAUCAAUUUUCAAUUUAUCAUCUUUGGAUCUUUGGUCUUUGGAGCUUUGGAGUUUCUAUUCACAUUAUUUAUUGUACUGUAUAAAUUUCGUUUUCCAUUUUAUUUGCAGUUUUGUAUUAAGGACAAACAUUUCAUUAUGACCACAGAAGCAGUUACUGAGCCACCUAAAAUCUAUUAUGAAGAAGAAACACAAGGAGAAAGAUUAGCAAGAAAAUCCAAAGAAAUGCCAAUCUUUCCUAUUGCAAUUGGUUUAUGUCUGGCUGCAGUUGGAUAUGGUGCCUACUCUUUCAAAAAUAAAGGAAAAAUGAGCACAAGUGUAUAUCUGAUGCAGCUUCGUGUAGGAGCUCAAGGAGCUGCAGUGGGUGCACUUACUCUAGGCCUUGUAUAUGCUAUGGUUAAUGAACGCUUUCUCAAAAAGAAAGAAUAACCAAGAAUAAUUCUCUCUGAUUAGGUAAAAUUCUGUAUAUAGUUUUUGUAGUUACUCAGAUAAUUUAUUAAUGGUGCUUUAUUACUUUUACUUGCAUUUUAGUUCAUACAGAUGAAGGUAUUAUAUUUUUUCUAUUCAAUUUGAUCAAUUUUAAUAUUCCAUACUAAUUUCCAUAGCAUUUAAUUGAAAAUAACAGUGUUGUUGAAUUAUGCUUUAUUUCCUUGUGAUAUUCAGAUAUAUAAGAAUAUGUAUUGUUAAUAUACAAACAGAUAAAUAAAAUGUUAGUAAUACUGAGG